This is a messenger RNA of Carassius auratus (goldfish), 3273 nucleotides long. RefSeq names its product flotillin-1-like. NCBI's taxonomy places the organism in Eukaryota, Metazoa, Chordata, Actinopteri, Cypriniformes, Cyprinidae. Gene Ontology annotation, biological process: positive regulation of cell junction assembly; protein kinase C signaling; positive regulation of cell-cell adhesion mediated by cadherin. Gene Ontology annotation, cellular component: plasma membrane; cytoplasmic vesicle; flotillin complex. The record is from RefSeq and is a predicted model, not a curated record. The transcript is spliced from 13 exons. Bases 136 to 1407 code for a protein of 423 amino acids. Gene Ontology annotation, molecular function: protease binding.
UCAUCAUCAUCACACACUGCUUCUAGUAACAGCCUGCUGGGUUACUGCGCCUUUACGCCGUUUUGAAAACAACCGAGAUAUCGCGCUAUUAUCAACUCGAUUCAUACUUUCUAUCUAUUCACCCAACGAGUGAAAAUGUUUUACACUUGCGGCCCCAAUGAAGCAAUGGUGGUGUCUGGUUUUUGUCGCUCUCCACCCGUCAUGAUCUCUGGUGGAAGUGUGUUUGUUUUUCCAUGCGUUCAGCAGAUACAAAGGAUCUCUCUGAACACACUGACGCUGAAUGUAAAGAGUGAUAAAGUCUACACACGUCAUGGAGUGCCCGUCUCUGUCACUGGAAUUGCACAGAUGAAGAUUCAAGGGCAGAAUAAGCAGAUGUUGGCGGCAGCAUGUCAGAUGUUUCUAGGAAAGUCAGAGAGUGAUAUUGCCCACAUUGCCUUGGAAACACUGGAGGGUCACCAGAGGGCCAUCAUUGCUCACCUGACUGUGGAGGAGAUCUACAAAGACCGCAAGAAGUUCUCCGAGCAGGUGUUCAAGGUGGCUUCAUCUGACCUUUUCAACAUGGGCAUCAGCGUGGUCAGCUACACACUCAAAGACGUACAUGAUGACCAGGAUUACCUGCACUCUUUGGGAAAGGCCCGUACGGCACAAGUGCAGAAGGACGCACGGAUUGGAGAAGCCAAGAACAAAAGAGAUGCAGUGAUCAGGGAGGCCAAUGCUAUACAGGAGAAGGUAUCUGCUCAGUACAUGAAUGAGAUCGAGAUGGCUAAGGCUCAGAGAGACUACGAGCUGAAGAAGGCUGUCUAUGAUAUUGAGGUCUGCACCAAAAAAGCAGAGUCUGAAAUGGCCUAUCAGCUCCAGGUGGCGAAGACAAAGCAGCAGAUCGAGGAGGAGAAGAUGCAGGUGAUGGUGGUGGAGCGCUCGCAGCAAAUCAUGCUGCAAGAACAGGAGAUCGCACGCAAGGAGAAAGAGCUGGAGGCCAAAGUCAUGAAACCAGCCGAUGCAGAACGAUACCGGCUGGAGAAACUGGCAGAAGCUGAACGCCUUCAGCUAAUCAUGGAGGCAGAAGCUGAAGCUGAAUCUAUCAAAAUGAGAGGAGAGGCCGAAGCAUACGCUGUGGAGGCGAGAGGUCGUGCCGAAGCCGAGCAGAUGGCGAAGAAGGCCGAGGCCUUCCAGACCUACAAGGAAGGAGCAAUGGUGGACAUGCUGAUGGAGAAACUGCCGCUGAUUGCAGAGGAGAUCAGUAAGCCCCUGUCAGCUACCAAUAAGGUCACAAUGGUUUCCAGUGGAGGUUCAGAGAUUGGUGCAGCCAAACUAACGGGUGAAGUGCUUGACAUCAUGACCAAACUGCCCGAAACCAUUGAGAAACUAACUGGGGUCAGCAUUUCCCAGGUGGCCCGAACUGGUUGAAAAAACUCUCUCUCCUCCAUCUGUGACAAUUAAUUUCUUUUCCUUCUGUCUUCCACACUGCAUCUCUUUUGUUUUCCCUUUCCCAUCUUUCUCUCUCGACGUACACUUCUGUCUGCCUUGCCUUGCUGCCAAAACCCAAAGUGGGAACACUUUAGAAUAGGUAACACCUAUUAGUUUCUUAUUUGCAUGCAUAUAACUAGAAUAUUUGCCAUGUAUUAGUGCUAAUUAAGAACAUAUUAAUGCCUUAUUCUACUUGACCUUGUUCUACAUCCCUAAUCUUACCCAAUACCUAAAGCUAACAACUACCUUACUAACUAUUAAUAAGCAGCAAAUUAAGAAUUUAUUGAGAAAAAUGUCGUAGUUAAUAGUUAACACGUGUUACCUAUUCUAAAGUGUUACCCCCAAAGUGCAUUUUAAUCUAAAACUCCAGGGAAGAAUGCUGUACUUUAUAUUUUUAAUGCAAUCAUAAGAAGACACUGAAGUCCAAGGAUCUCUUGAAUUCUGUUACACACCGACACUUUAGACAUUUUGAAAUAUUACACCUUUAUUUUUUCUUGUAGAGUACUUUUUAAUGCUGGUGGAGCACUAUGAGCAUUUGGAUAUAUUUGAGCUUUCUAUUAGUAACCUUUUGGAAACCAAAGUAACAUGAAGGGAAACACGUGUAUAAAGACUGAUGCAGACAUGUUGAAUAGGAUAUACAUUCACUUUACCUCAAUAGUGUAUUUUUACUAUAUUAGUUAGACAUAACUGUGUAGGGAUUAUAGUAACUAUCUGCUUCAAAUGGUACUGUGCUCUGAAAUCUGAAGAUACUGCCAAUAAUGUCAGAUCAUCUUUAUCUGUGUUUAAAUGUUUACUCAAGCGAACAGUCAGAUGUCUUCAUUGUUAUGCAGAAUUAUAGGCCAGUAAUUAUUCUGUCAGUAACUUAUUUAUUUUACAAAUAUCAUUUGAAGCCUUUUUUUUGUUGUUGUUGUUGUUGUAUAGUUUGUGUGCAUAUAUAUAUAUAUCUGUACUGUUUUGUUGUUUAAAAUGAUCAUAACCAUGUCUAGGACUUGACAUUACAGGGAAACGUAUGUGCUACAUCUUUAGACCGUUCUAUUCAUUAAAUGAGACAGAAGCUGAAUGCUAAAUUUCAAAGGUGUGUCAUAAAAACGGGGGAUUUUAAGGAGUUCUAAAAUAUGUUUUGUUCGUACUUAUACAGUGUUUAAUAUUAGUUAUACUGCAUUGUUCUUCGAUUGCAUUACAAACAUUUUCUUUUCAAAUGUUUAAAUGUCAAUACAAUAUGUUUACUUUUUGUCAUUAGAUACAUAAGCAUGUAUAAUUCAUAAGCACUAAUGACAUCAUUUCCCACUCACAUUUUAUCAUUACUAGCAUGACUAAUGAUAUGUUGACAGAACAAUGUUAUGGUACUUUAUAGAUGUUGUGUGCAAUGUAAACUGAACUAAGUACAUAUUUAUGUCACUGUUUUUUUAAAUUUUCAUAUUUAAUGGUUUAUGACAUGCAUAUGACAUGUGAAGUUGGAUGCAUCUAUAUAGGCUAAAUAUGAAGGGCAGUUUUUAUUAUUGUUAUUAUUGGUGGGCAGAUGUUAGUUAAGCCUAUUCAGUGAUGUUUGGAUAGAUUUAGGAGGUCAGGGCAUUAGAUAGACCUACUCUUAUGCUGUGUAGGCCAGGGCUGCUAUGCUAGUGUGCUGAAAGAAAAGCUGUGUUUGUCCAUAGAUGCUUUUUCUACUCUAUACAAAGUAUCUACAAUCAUGUAAACCGAUCACGUUUUAUCUGUUACAGUUUUAUCUGCUUCAGCAUGCAUGCAAAGACUAGCGAACCAAACCACUGUAUUGUCUAUCUGUACUUAUGAUGCCUUAAGUAACCUCCC